Trichoplax adhaerens is the source of this 2847-nucleotide messenger RNA. RefSeq lists its product as uncharacterized. Gene Ontology annotation, biological process: adenylate cyclase-activating G protein-coupled receptor signaling pathway; cell surface receptor signaling pathway. The transcript has 25 exons. Gene Ontology annotation, molecular function: G protein-coupled receptor activity. The coding region runs from base 1 to 2847 and encodes 948 amino acids. NCBI's taxonomy places the organism in Eukaryota, Metazoa, Placozoa, Uniplacotomia, Trichoplacea, Trichoplacidae. The record is from RefSeq and is a predicted model, not a curated record. Gene Ontology annotation, cellular component: membrane.
AUGGAUAUCAUUUUGAUCCUUUGUAUAGCAUUACGCGUCGUCAUUGCUCAAGAGGAAUGUGCUGAUGGAUGGACGGAAAUAAGUAAUCGAUGCUUUAAAUCUUUCUCGGACGUUGAAUCGUUCGAAGAUGCUCGAAUCGCUUGUCAGCAAUUUCCUAGCGGCGAUUUAGCAGUCGACGAUACCACUGCAAUUCAUGAUAACCUAAAGGGAAUACUACAAUUUACAGGACGUUACUGGAUUGGACUAAGUGACAUAGCAGGAAACAACCAGAUCGAGGAUUAUCAUUGGUUGGCAACCAAUGAAAGUGUAAUCAAUGGUGAACAGUUUUGGUUGAAGGGUUAUCCAAAGCGGACGAGUGAUAGAUGCGUUUCUGCUAGAAGUUUGCCAUCAAAUAAGUUUGACUGGAUUAAUAAUAACUGCAGCGAUGCUUGUAGAUACAUUUGUCAAAGGCCGAUUGGCGUAGUGUCUUCUUAUUCAGUAAGCUCCGAUGAUUCCUCAAGCGAGUUACAUCCUUCAGUAGCGAUAUCAACUUUAUCUUAUGACGCUACCAUUUCGACGGCAACAACCACUGCGAUCAAUGAGAUGGGUGUUUCAAACGCAAGCAUCAAUUCAAAUACAUAUGAGAAUUCAUUUAUAUCAUCCUCUUCAUCAGCUAGUUUUGUCAAUAAUAUUAUAGCCAUACCGAUGAGUAAAUCACAGUUGUUAACAUCUGGUAGUAGUUUGGAUUUUAUAUUUAGUUCGACGCAGUCUGAGGGUAUUUUAGAAUCAUCUUGCACUAUUACAAAUAAUGAUAAUUCUGAUAUUUUAACACUAAAUAUGACAAACCAGGCGGAAUUAACGGCGUCGACUCCUAACGAAUCACACAUUUACUCAGUUACCGCAAGCCCUACACUCAAUCCGUCUCCUUCAUUGAAUAAUGGAAACUCUAUUGCGUCUGAUUUCAUGACAAAUGAUAAGGUAAAGGAGAUACAACUGGCCAACGACCAGUUUAUUGCAAAUAUCGCUAAUGGCGUCAAUAAGAGUCUUGGUUCUGUUCUAAAGCAAAUCGAUCACAAUGAUGCGGUUUUAGCAAGACAAAUUAAUGAAGCCAACAUCACGACACGACUAACUUUGUUGACACCAAAUUCAGAACUAAUUGCUUAUAAAAUCUCCGCAUCGGAUGAAACACCAAUCAUCAAUCUAGCGUUGUCACUAUCCAAUGAGCCAGUAGCAGAAGUGAGAAUUCCCAGAUCAGUAUUUCGGUUUUCUAGCCAAGCUGAUACUGUCACUGUGGUAGUACGAUCGUAUAAUAUCCAAGAAAGUUGGACCAAAACUAAUACUAACGAAAAUAGUAGCAGCGUUAUAAUUUCUAGUAUCUUGUCUUGCUCAAUGUAUCCACUCCAAGACAAAAACUUUACUUUACCCGUUCAUUUUUAUCUUAAAAUAGGAUCUCGAAAGCCUCAUCCACCCUAUCGAUGUGUAUAUUGGGAGAAUACGCAAUGGUCGCAGUAUGGAACAGAUUUGAUAGGUUAUAAUUCUAGCACGGUACAUUGCAUAACCAAUCAUUUUACGAGUUUCGCUGUCCUUAUGCAAGGCUCCAAGGGGCUGAUUGGGCCUCACGAUACCUACCUCCGCUAUAUCACUUAUAUUGGCUACUCUAUUUCACUAUUCGCCUUAUUGAUGAUGAUAAUGAUAUUGAUUAGCAGCAGACAAGGCCCUCUAAGCAAAUAUAUUAUAGCUACUAGUUCGAGACACAGCGAUGUUCUCAACAAAGACCAAAAUUUGUUAUCUGAUGAAAAUAAGAAAAGCAUUAGUAAGCAAAAAUCACUGCGCGAUAACGGUCGUGAAGCAAUAAACAGUUCUCUUAAAAUUGAUUCUAGGAAAUUACAUACGGUAAAGAACUUUAUUCAUCUGAAUUUGGCUAUUGCUAUGUUGAUAUGUAUUAGUGGAUUCUUAGCUGGUAUGAAUGCAGCUAGCCUGCCGUUUAAUGUGGAUGAUGAUGGAAGCCAUACUACUUUUGCACAAAAUUUCUUCCGUACGCAAAAAUAUGGAUCCGAACCUUCGAUGGGUUUACUUUAUUUUCGGCUGGGGUCAUUUAUUAAUACAAAUGCUGAGACAAUUGAAGUAUUUUUUAUUUAUGUUUGUAAAUGGCUCUUAGCACCUCCAGCUAUUGUAGUAUCUGUGUCCGCAUCUACUGGGAUUGAUGCCUAUCGUAAUCGAGAUUAUUGCUGGAUUCGAAAUGCUACUACUCAAAUGUGGUUCUUUGUAGGUCCAAUUAUUUUUAUAGUUGCGUGGAACGUGGUGGUAGUAGUUGCCGCUAUUAGGUCACUUUUCUCUAUUAAGGCUAUGGUCCGAAAGUCCGAAAUUCAAAAAUUCAAGGUCGGAAUAAAAGCUGUAACUUCCUUGGUCUUUCUCUUUGGUAUAUCUUGGAUAUUUGGUAUCUUGUAUUAUGCUACGAACCAUAUUGUCUUGGCUUACUUGUUUACAAUAUUAAACUGUCCACAGGGAUUGUUGAUCUUUUACUUUCACUGCUUUCGAGAUCGCGAGAUAAAAGAUUAUAUGCGGAAGAAGUUCAAACUUAGUUCCAUGAUUUUUCCAAUGCGCUCCAAUGUCGAUUGUAGCAGAAAUAUUCGGCUCGGAAACACGCGUUUCAGCCAUACUACUAAAAUAUCAGUGCGUCCAAUUUCUCCAGACAAUGCAUCUUACGAAUGCAAGAAUAUUGGAGGAUUUCCAUUCAGUCAAAAUAAGACUGCAGCUGUAGAAUUUGUAAGAAAGGAUUCAUCGAACAGUGCUACUACCUUGCUUUCGGCGUGCGAUAAUCCUGCCUUGUCAGUUAACAAUAUGGCAGAUGCUGUUAGUCAUCUUUAA